Molecule: messenger RNA, 504 nt
Organism: Purpureocillium takamizusanense
Lineage: Eukaryota; Fungi; Ascomycota; Sordariomycetes; Hypocreales; Ophiocordycipitaceae
Exons: 2
Coding region: 1-504 (167 amino acids)
Source: RefSeq, a predicted model, not a curated record
AUGAAGUACACUGCCGUCCUCAGCCUGGCUCUGGCCGCUCUCGCCGCCGCGCAGAGCCGCAGCGACCUGCCCAGCUGCUCCCUGCCCUGCCUCGACGACGCCGUCGCGGCGACCUCCAGCUGUGGCAAGGACGACUUUGCUUGCAUCUGCAAGAAGUUUGACAAGAUUCAGGGUGCUGCCACGGGCUGCAUCCUGAAGGGCUGCGGCCAGGACGUUGCCCUCAACCAGGUGCUCCCCGCCACCCAGAAGCUCUGCAAAAAGGCCCUCGCCGGCGGCAGCGGUUCGUCCGCCGCCGGCUCGUCCACCGCGCCCGCGACGCCCAAGGGGUCCAGCAACACGGUCUCGGCUACGGCCACCGUUGCGCCCCCGACCAGCGCCCAGCAGCCCACGGAGCCUCCCACCACCACGGCUCCGACGAACCCUCCGUCGGUCACCGCUGGCGCUGCUGCCGUUGGUCCUGCGCUCGGCCUCGCCGUCAUGGCUCUGGGCGUUUUCGCCCUGUAA